GGCAGGUGAGAUAAGAGGGGGGCUGACGGGACCUGAUAUAGGCUUUGGAAAUCUCAAAGCCCAUCCCCAGUGACAAACCCCCUCCAACAAGGCCACACCUAAUCCUCAAAUGGUCCACCAAGUAGGGACCAAGCAGUCAAAUAUAGGAGAGAGUUGGGGCCAUGCUCAUUCAAACCACCACAAGUGGGCCUCUGACGGAGGGCACCAACUCUACAACAACUGAGAAACUUAGCACCUUUAUUGCGCAUUGAAUAAGGAGUCAGGUUAGCUAGUCUUGGUUGAAGGUCUCUGUAGCCAGACAAUCUCAAGUUGUAGUCAUCCUGGAGGAGGAAGCUGCGGUGAUAGUUUUCACACACAAGGUCAAUAUCCACACAUGGGCCAGAAGAAGGCUUUGCUAUUAUCAUGGGUCAGAGACAUUGGUCCUUGACAUGGCUGUACUCCUGCCAAUAAUCCACGUUCACUCAAGAUUUCCUUUAAUUUAUACUGCUAAAUUUAUUCCACCAAAGAAAAUAUCAGCUGAAGACAAAGGAACACAUUUUAAUACUCUGUACUGUCAUACAUACAAAUACCCUGAGAGUACCCAGUGCAGCUUGACUUCAAUAGCUGAAUUUUUAAAGGAAAGUCUGAAAAAAUGCUAAUGGGAGACCUAACUCUUUGAUGAAACCAUCAGGCUUGGUGAAUUUAUCAAAAUUAAUGUAAAACUGAGAAGGCAAAGCUGAAAUGCUUUGGAAAGCAAUGUUUUUAGAUAGCUUCAUCUCUUUCCCUUUUAGAACAGACGCAGAUGAAAUGGUCUCUAUGUGGAUGCACAAUGAUAUCCUCUUCAGCUUCCUAAAUGCAAGCCUGUGGGUUUAAACAGCAUGCUUACCUUUACAGCAUACUCAUAGUAGUGUAGGACAUAAAUUGAAGCAUUUAACCCCAGGAACAUUAGUUAUAGAAUGCAUUGCUAUUCCAAGGGAAUAUUGGGGAAAGAGGAAGGGAAAAAGGAAAAGAAACAGAGCAAACAAGUAACUGAAAAUAGCCAUCAAGGUACCUCAGGGACUUUAGAUUGUGGCUACAAUGUGACCCACAGGAGCCACUGCCUCACGUUCCUGAUCCCUGAUCGCAGGCUUUCUCACCAUGAGGGGCUGUGAACCAAAGCUGCUAUUGCUAUUUUAUCACAAGAACAAGAGAUGAAAACUGGUUCUGAGAAGUGGGAUAUACAAACAACAAAUCUACAACAAAUUUGACCUUGUGGUUAGUAAGCCUUUGCAAGGAGCUUGUGGGAGGAAUUUGGAAACAUGUGGAGUUGUUGGCUAGAGAAACCCUAGACUGCCCUAAGCAGUGCUGAAGUGUGAAAGACCACAGCUCCAACAGUGUGGGCAGUGAAGUCCAGGCUCAGGAAGUUUCAGAGGGAAACAGAGACUCUAUCAGAAAUUGGGUUAAAGACCACUUCUGUUACAUUCUGGCAAAAAUCUGGCCACACUAUUCCUAUAUCCUGAGAAACUGAGGUUUAAAUAAAAAAAAAAAAAAGGACUAAUUUGUUUGGUAGAAAUUAUUUCAAGAUAGCAUGCACUGGGCUGUGGCAUAUUUACUGCUUUUAGCAAUGUUUUCAGCAACUGAGCAGAAAGAUAUGAAAAAUGUGCAGGUUUGUGAGGGAAAGGAUCUUGAUGAAGCUUAAAGUUGCAGACAGGAGUGUAUAAUUGUUAAAAAUAUCACCGCAGUUUAGGAGAAGCCUUUUGCUUUUCACUGGGACAGUAGAAGAGGUGCCUUGGGAACAAUGACUCAUCCAUUGAAGGCUCUAGCUUGGAAAAAACCCAAAUUCAUUUGGAAAGGGGAGAGUGAACCGAGAAUAUAUCUGAAGGUGUUCUCUGCAGGGAUCCCUGCCUGAAAACAUUCUCCUAAAGAAGUGUUUCCCUAGAUUUGGCUUUGAAGAUACAUAAAGGCUGUUGGAGUUGUGGUCCAAGGGCCCAGUCUAUGUCUCCAGAUGGCAACAGAACUUGGCAAGUGGUGAUUUUGCAGUCAGGCUAGAUCCAAGAGUGGGGGUCAUGAAAACUUGUACUGACCACUGAGGCCAGCCAAUGUGUGGUAGAGUCUGAUUACCGGCAAGAAGGCCCUCAGAGGCCAUUGUAUGAAGCUGUGAAGGUGAAGCCUAAGUUAUAGAGACUCCAGCAUGUUGGAGAUGUCAGGACGGUGAGGCAUCUGCUGAGGAAAGCUGCAGGCAUUAAGUGGAGCCAGCCCAAGAGAAAGGCUACCUGUACCCUAGGGAGAAUUGGAUCACUGCAUCUGUCUCAGCACUGUAAUAAUGAUUUAUCUAGCUAUCCAAGCCUGCCCCUUUGAUUUCUCUCCCUUUUACUUAAGUUAAAACACACCGAUUCAACCUGCUGAAUGUAUUGCCCCAUGGGAUCAUUCAGGUCCGUGCAUCUUGUCCAAGCUCUCAAAACUGUCUCACUCCAUAGACCUGAAUUUUCUUCCCAACCUGAUCAUGUCAGCCUUGCUGCUCAAAAUUUCCUCAUGAUCCUCCUUUGUAAAGUCUAACCCCCACCCCCUAAUUUAUUGCUCUAGCAAAGGACCCAUGUUUGGUUCCUAGCACCCACAUGGCAGCUAACAAUCAUCUGUAACUCCAGUUCCAAGGGAUCCCACGCCCUCUUAGGGCCGCCCAGGACACCGCACGCACAUGGUGAACACGUGGAACACGUACAUACAUGCACACGCACAAAGCACUCUUACACACAAACCAGAGAGUAACAAAUCCUUUUAAAAAAAAAACAACGAAAUGACUCCUUUAAAAUGAUUAUAACGGCAAUGUGACUGUUGGCACACGUAGGCUGUGAGCUCCCCGGCUCACUCGACUGAGCACCACGAGAGCUUUCCCAGUGUCCUCUGACACUAGCCGCUCACAGAAUUCACACUUGGCGGAGAAUCAGAACCCCGGCCCGUGGAAAGGAAAGUCUCGCGAGAUGUGCAUCGCGAGAGCCUGGCCAGCUGGGGAGUCCGACCAGCCGUUAUAAUCAGCCGUUAACGCCCCUCGGUCCAGUCGGUGCGCUGCCCGGCGCCCGGUGCUGGCCUUCCCCGCCGUCCAGGAGGUUCUGAGGCAGGAGCUCGCGGCGGUUCCAUUCCAUGUUUUCAUAGAGAGGCGCUCCCUCGCGAGGCGGCGCGGAGCCCGCGGACGGCCGGGUAGACCCACGCGGACGACGCCAUGGAGAAGCAGAAGCCCUUCACGCUCUUCGUCCCCCCGAGACUGAGCAGCAGCCAAGUGUCGGCCGUGAAACCGCAGACGGCGGGAGGAGACUCCAGCUACUUCAAGACUAUGAACAAAUGUACGGAAGGUGAUUUUGGGGUUCCAUUUACAGUGUCCAGUCUCUCAAAAAGUCGGGAAAACAUUGAUACAGAUCCUGCUUUACAAAAACUUAGUAUUUUGCCAGUGCUUGAACAGGUUGCUAAUUCUGGCGGUUGCCACUAUCAGGAAGGACUAAGUGACUCCGAUUUUGAGAAUUCAGAGCCAAUGAGCAGACUGUAUUCAAAACUGUAUAAGGAGGCUGAAAAGAUCAAAAAAUGGAAAGUGAACAUAGAAUCUGAACUGAAGCAGAAAGAAAAUAAGUUGCAAGAAAACAGAAAGAUAAUUGAAGCCCAGCGAAAAGCCAUUCAGGAACUGCAGUUUGAAAAUGAGAAAGUAAGCUUGAAAUUAGAAGAAGAAAUUCAAGAAAAUAAAGAUUUAAUAAAGGAGAAUAAUGCUACAAGACAUUUGUGUAAUCUGCUUAAGGAAACCUGUGCUAGAUCUGCAGAAAAGACAAAUAAAUAUGAGUAUGAACGGGAAGAAACCAGACAAGUUUAUGUGGAUCUAAAUAAUAACAUUGAGAAAAUGAUACUAGCUUUUGAGGACCUUCGUGUGCAAGCUGAGAAUGCCAGACUGGAAAUGCAUUUUAAGUUAAAGGAAGAUAAUGAAAAAAUCCAACACCUUGAAGAAGAAUAUAAGAAGGAAGUAAACGACAAGGAAAAUCAGGUAUCACUACUAUUGAUCCAAAGUACUGAGAAAGAAAAUAAAAUGAAAGAUUUAACAUUCUUGCUAGAGGAAUCCAAAGAUAAAGUUAAUCGAUUAGAGGAAAAAACAAAAUUACAAGAUGAAAACUUAAAAGAAUUAAAUGAAAAGAAGGAUCAUUUAACUUCAGAACUUGAAGAUAUUAAAAUAUCAUUGCAAAGAAGUAUGAACACUCAGAAGGCUUUAGAAGAAGAUUUGCAGAUAGCAACAAAAACGAUUUCUCAGCUCACUGAAGAAAAAGAAGCUCAAAUGGAAGAAUUUAACAAGGCUAAAACUGACCACUCAUUUGUGGUUACUGAACUUAAAUCUACUACAUGUACCUUGGAGGAAUUUUUGAGAACAGAACAGCAAAGAUUGGAAAAAAACGAAGAUCAACUGAAACUACUUAUCAUGGAGCUCCAGAAGAAAUCAAGUGAACUAGAUGAGAUGACUAAAUUUAAAAACAACAAAGAAGUGGAACUUGAAGAAUUGAAAAAAAUAUUGGCAGAAGACCAAAAACUUUUAGAUGAAAAGAAACAAGUUGAGAAGCUUGCUGAAGAAUUACAAGGGAAAGAACAAAAACUAACUCUCCUUUUGCAAACCAGAGAGAAAGAGGUCCGUGAUUUGGAAGUACAAUUAACUGUUAUUAAAACAAGUGAUCAGCACUAUUCAAAACAGGUUGAAGAACUGAAAACUGAGCUUGAAGAAGAGAAACUUAAGAAUGCUGAAUUAACUGCAAGCUGUGGCAAGCUUUCCCUUGAUAACAAAAAAUUGGCACAAGAAGCAAGUGAUAUGGCCCUAGAACUCAAGAAACAUCAAGAAGAUAUCGCUAAUAGCAAAAAGGAAGAAGAAAGGAUGUUGAAGCAAAUAGAAAAUUUGGAAGAAAAAAAAAUGCAUUUAAGGGAUGAAUUGGAAUCAGCAAGAAAAGAGUUUAUACAACAAGGAGAGGAAGUUAAAUGUAAAUUGGACAAGAGUGAAGAGAAUGCUCGAAGCAUUGAAUGUGAAGUUUUAAAGAAAGAGAAGCAAAUGAAGAUACUAGAAAAUAAGUGUAAUAAUUUAAGGAAACAAGCUGAAAAUAAAAGCAAGUGUAUUGAAGAGCUUCAGCAGGAGAAUAAGGCCUUGAAAAAAAAAAGUUCAGCAGAAAACAAACAACUGAAUGCAUAUGAAAUAAAGGUCAACAAAUUAGAGUUGGAACUAGAAAGUGCCAAACAAAAAUUUCAAGAAAUGACUGACAACUAUCAGAAAGAAAUUGAGGUCAAAAAGAUAGCUGAAGAAAAGCUUUUGGGAGAGGUUGAGAAAGCCAAAGCAACAGUUGAUGAAGCAGUGAAGUUACAGAAAGAAAUUGAUUUACGAUGCCAACAUAAAAUAGCUGAAAUGGUAGCACUUAUGGAAAAACAUAAGCACCAGUAUGAUAAGAUUGUUGAAGAAAGAGACUCAGAAUUAGGACUUUAUAAAAGCAGAGAACAAGAACAGUCAUCGGUGAAGGCUGCCUUGGAGACUGAACUAGCUAAUAUCAGAAACGAACUUGUGUCCCUUAAGAAGCAACUUGAAAUAGAAAAAGAAGAAAAAGAAAAACUAAAACUGGCAAAAGAAAACACAGCUAUUCUCAAAGACAAGAAAGUACAGGCAUCUUUGCUGGAAUCACCUGAAGCCACUUGUCGAAAAUUUCAUUCUAAAACAACUCCUUCACAAAGUAUAUCUCGGAUUUCCUCAUCAAUGGAUAGCGGCAAAUCCAAAGAUAAUAGAGAUUGUCUGCAGACAUCUGCCAAAACCAAAAACAUUUUAUCUACAACAGUUGUAAAGGAAUAUACAGUGAAGACACCAACUAAAAUGAAAAUACAUCAAAGAGAAAACAAAUACAUACCCACUGGAGGAAGUAAUAAAAAGAAAAAAACAGUCCUUGAAUUUGAUGUUAAUUCAGAUAGUUCAGAAGCUACUGAUCUCUUGAGCAUGGUUUCAGAGGAAGAGACAUCAAACAGAUUUUACAGUAAUAAUUCACCAAAUUCUCAUCUAUUGGUCAAAACACCAAAACAGACUCCUUUAUCUCUAUCAACUCCUGCAUCUUCUGUGAAGUUUGGAAGUGCGAGAAAAAUGAGAGAGGACCGUUGGUCAACAAUUGCUAAAAUUGAUAGAAAAAGAAGACUAAAGGAAGCAGAAAAGUUAUUUACUUAAUUUCAGGAAAUCAAUGUUGAUUAUAGAGACUAAUAAUAUUAAAUGUUAACUUUUUUAUUAUUUCCCAGAGAACCAAACUUUACCCAGGAAUUUAGACUUUAAAAUUACUUGCAUAAAUAAUUUGUGUUCAUGUUACUAUAUUUUGGC
Molecule: messenger RNA, 6313 nt
Organism: Peromyscus californicus insignis
Lineage: Eukaryota; Metazoa; Chordata; Mammalia; Rodentia; Cricetidae
Gene: Sycp1
Product: synaptonemal complex protein 1
Exons: 33
Coding region: 3176-6166 (996 amino acids)
Biological process (GO): chiasma assembly; lateral element assembly; synaptonemal complex assembly
Cellular component (GO): central element; transverse filament; synaptonemal complex
Molecular function (GO): double-stranded DNA binding
Source: RefSeq, a predicted model, not a curated record